This is a messenger RNA of Thlaspi arvense, 1095 nucleotides long. NCBI's taxonomy places the organism in Eukaryota, Viridiplantae, Streptophyta, Magnoliopsida, Brassicales, Brassicaceae. The record is from the annotation of a GenBank genome assembly.
AUGGACGGGAAAGGUUUGGGACAGUACAUGAUUGAUAAUUCUAGCAAGCGUUUGUCGAUCAGUCUGGAGCUUCCCGAAGCGAUUCGACUCUCAGCGAAUCGAGCAGCGUUGGUUCUGGACGCGAUCGAAGGUUCUUACCACUGUUCCCCAUCGUCUUCCUCAGCCAGAGCGAUCGAUGGAAGAAGGGUUUUCGUUUUGUUAUUAGAAGCUUUGAUCGAGGUGAAUGCGAAUCUCACGAAUGAUCUGAGAGAAAGAGCGAGAACGCUUGCUUAUGAUUGGAAAUCGAAUAUAGGUAACAAACCAUCAGAGGCGUUAGGGUUUCUCCACUUGGUCGCAGUCUUUGAAUUGGGGUCUCUGUUCAAAAUCGAGGAUCUUGCUGAUUACGUUUUCUUGAUCUCAAAGUGCAAACAAGCAGCAACGAUCUGUAAGAAGAUUGGUUUAGAUAAAAACCGAAUCGCAGGCCUCGUUCAGAAGUUCUUGCAUACUGGGAGAUUGCUCGUUGCGAUUAGAUUCAUCUACGAGUUUGAGAUGACUGAUAGAUUCCAACCAGUUGACAUAUUGAAAACAAGUUUGAAGAAUUCUAGAGAAGCUGCCAAGAGAGUUUGCGCCGAAGGGAAUUACUCUGUCAAGGCACAGAACGAAGCCAUUGAUAAAGAGCUUAACGCCUUGAGAACAGUGAUCAAAGUCGUCAAAGAGAAGAACCUCGAAUCCGAGUUUUUACAAGAGAAGCUCGAAGAUUGCGUUCGAGAGUUGGAGAAGCAGAAAGCAGAGAGGAGGCGUGAUAACACUGUUAAUCCCCAGAAACCACAGCAGCAGCUCGGCAACAAGCGUCCUCGAGUUGCUAUGGGUAAGAAUUUGACAAUCCCACCUCUGAGUCAGCAACAGCCACUUUUGCCUGAUCCUAGCCACGGUUUACUAGUGAACCCAUAUGGUCUUGUGAACUCAGUACGACCUGGUGUUACUGUCAACCCAUUGACUCUAUAUGGCUCGGUAGUCCCAGCUCCGGCUCUAGCUUCUUUACCUGUUUACAAUGAGCAGCAGAGUGGUUAUGGUGGAUAUGGGUUCGCACCUCAAUACCACCCACCUUACUAUUAA